AAGGUCUGAGGAGAAUAAGAUUCAUGGAAGUCUUCUUGGGCCUGAACAACACAUGCAGCCGCGUGGUCGAAGCCCACCGCUCCGCUUGCGGAUACAAUCUUGCUACUUUGUUGCGCUUUGUGCACGGAGGUCAUGCUUUCAAUAUCCCGCCAUGUUAUAACGAAGCAGAAACUCAUCGGUUGAGACCAACUCCUUCCUAAGCAUUCUACUCAACUACCACAUCCCGCCGUCUCAUCCAACAUGACUAGCUCUUCAGAUUCAUCUCCAGUAACCAUCGCUGUGAUGGGUGCAACUGGGACCGGAAAAUCUACAUUCAUAAACCUCCUUAGCGGGUCCAAGCUUUCCGUUGGUUUCGGUCUGGAGUCUUGCACCUCCGAAAUCCAAAUUUCGCUGCCGUUCACCAUCGACGGACGGAUAGUCACUCUCAUCGACACCCCUGGUUUCGAUGAUACGGUCAAGACGGAGGCAGAAAUUCUUAGGAUUGUUGCGGAUUUCCUGGCAGCGACAUACGAAACUGGCCGCAAGCUGAACGGAAUCAUCUUUCUCCAUCGAAUUUCUGACUACCGUAUGGGUGGUGUUGCUCGGAAGAAUUUCCGUCUAUUUAAGAAACUUUGCGGUGACGACGCUCUCAAGAGCGUUGUGAUCGCUACGAAUAUGUGGGGCGACGUCAGCGCAGAGAUUGGCGACAAGAGGGAGAAGGAGCUGGCCUCCAAUGACCUCUUCUACAAGCCUGCCCUCGAGAGGGGUUCUAAACUGGUCCGACAUAACAACACGUUUGAAUCAGCACAAAACAUCGUCCGCCAGAUCAUGGGCUACCCACCACAGGCUUUGUCGAUUCAGCAAGAGGUUGUUGACCAGCACAAGAGUAUCGGCGAGACAUCCGCUGGACUGGACCUCAGAGCCGAACUCGAUGCUCAGAUCCAGAAGCAGAAGGAGGAGUUGAGAGGUGUCAAGGAGGAGAUGAAAGAAGUCUUGGCGUUUAAGGACAAGAAGCAUCAAGAAGAACUUGAGGACCUCAACACGUUGCUCUUUGACGUCCGAAAGCAGCUAUCUGCAUUCGAGAAUGAACGCCGACAAUUGCGCGAAGAGAACGAUGGGUAUCGGAAGAAGCAUGAAGAACGUACAAAGCAGUUGAUGGCCGCCAUGGAGGAGAGGGAGAAUCAGCUACGGGUUCUCCAAGGACAUUCAGCGAAACAGAUGGAGACUAUUCAGGCAUUGCAGGAGAGCUUGGUCUCCGUCGAAGAGAAGAUGCGCUCGCAGGCUUCUGAGAAGGAGAAGGCUGAUGCAGCACUGAAGAAGCUCGCCGAAGAUCAUCGGCAGGAGCUCGUGCAGGUACGAGAGGAGUUCAAUAAAAAGCUGGAAGCUGAGAAGCAAGAGAGAGAAAGGCAAGAGAGGGAAAGGCAAGAGAAAGAAAAGGAGAACCGGGAGAGAGAGAAGCAGGAACAAGAGAGGCAAGAAGCCCGGGACUCUCGACCAUUUUUGGCGCAAUGGGUCAGUUCACAGCUGCAAUCUCCUCCAGCUACAGGUCGGAUACCGUUCACACAGAUGGUGGCUACGGCAGUCAAUCACUGGCUCAAGUCCUGAAUACGGUUCGACAUCACCUAUGAAUCAACGAAGUCAGUGUAUUUAUUCUUAUUAGUGUACGCACAUUAUGCCGGUCUACCUUGUAUUUUGCUACUGAGUUCCAACCUUUUGAAUGUUAUAUCAUCUUGCAGACCCAUUGUUCAC
Messenger RNA from Somion occarium, 1728 nucleotides. The record is from the annotation of a GenBank genome assembly. Lineage: Eukaryota; Fungi; Basidiomycota; Agaricomycetes; Polyporales; Cerrenaceae.